This is a messenger RNA of Helicoverpa armigera (cotton bollworm), 801 nucleotides long. RefSeq lists its product as uncharacterized. Bases 120 to 563 code for a protein of 147 amino acids. Gene Ontology annotation, biological process: sleep; positive regulation of voltage-gated potassium channel activity; regulation of synaptic transmission, cholinergic. The transcript is spliced from 4 exons. The record is from RefSeq and is a predicted model, not a curated record. NCBI's taxonomy places the organism in Eukaryota, Metazoa, Arthropoda, Insecta, Lepidoptera, Noctuidae.
AUUGGAACUUGCUCAGUUAUUAUCGGCUACCAGUGAAGUAGCGUGUCGUAUUGUGGUGACCCCGUUAUUUUUUAAAUUAAAAUAACUUAAACACAAGAUUUUGAUUAAAUUAUACCACCAUGUCUCCAAAUACAGUGUUGUUAUCAAUAACGAUAUUGUUAUCUAUGGUGUACAAAUCCACAGCAAUCUACUGCUUCUACUGCAACAGUGCCAACAACUCAGCGUGCAUUGACCCCACUCAGUUCGAUGACGAGAUGCGCGGACGCAUCAUACCGAUCAUCAACUGCGAUACAGCCGUGCCUAGAGUCAAUGAGUACGCGUUCUUCUGCAGAAAGAUUGUGCAAACCAUCUACCAUCCCCACAAGGACUCAGAGCUUCGAGUGACCCGCGGCUGCGGCUGGGUGCGACACGAGAAAGAUUGUUACCGCGCCGACAACCGAGACCACCUCGAGACUGUCUGCCAAUGCUUUACUGAUCACUGCAACAGUGCUGACUCCUUGAAUUCCACUACGGCAUCAGCCUUCUUCGUGGCGUUGGCUGUGUGUUUGUAUUUUUACCGUUGAUGGAUAGAUAAGAAAUAAUUGUAGUGCUAAUGUAUGUAGGUAUGAGUAAGGUAGGAAAUGUAAGUUAUAAAUAAAGAUAACUUUGUUAGAUGAAAUUUAGUUAAUGGAAACAGUAGAAUCCCACAAAAAAUUAGAUAGAUUGAUAUGUACCCCGAAUACUGCAGAAUAAACUGUUGGCCAAAUGACAGUUUAUAUUUGAAGGCAAUUGUGAAAAACUCUUAGUAAAAGUAACCAUUUU